This is a messenger RNA of Pyricularia grisea, 1515 nucleotides long. RefSeq lists its product as uncharacterized. The transcript is spliced from 2 exons. The coding region runs from base 169 to 1515 and encodes 448 amino acids. NCBI's taxonomy places the organism in Eukaryota, Fungi, Ascomycota, Sordariomycetes, Magnaporthales, Pyriculariaceae. The record is from RefSeq and is a predicted model, not a curated record.
UAUCCACCCCCGUCUCUCCCAACAAUGGCGCGUCCUCGACCCCUGUCGUUGCAACCCAUGGAUUGUCGUACCCCAGUCGAAACCACGAACCAGGGGCUGGAUUUAACGGUCCUCAAUCAAGGAAAUUCAAUUCACGUGAUUGUGAAGUAGCCGUACCGUGUUGUCGAUAUGCCACUACAGCGGGCACCGUUUGAAUAUUUUGUCAGACAGUCUGGACCUCGCAAUAUCCUGCUGUGCCUAGAUGCCUUCGACACACUGAUCCGACCCCGCCGACCUGUUGCGGAGCAAUAUGCCGAAGUAGCAGAGCAAUGUGGUCUGACUGACAUCACCCCGGCGCAGGUGCAGGCCACAUUCCGUAACGCUUUCAAACAGGAGACAAAGAAGAACCCGAAUUACGGCAAGGUCACCAAUCUGGGCGCUACCAGGUGGUGGACGAAUGUCAUCACCAACACCUUUUCUCCCUUUCUCAAGCCGGGCCAAGAUAUCCCCAAAGAGCUUGCUCCUCGACUACUGCAUCGUUUUUCAUCUAACGAGGGCUACGAGCUGAUUGAGCCCAACCUGCCAGAGACGCUUCGAUUGCUUUGGGAUGGGCAACAGCAUGCAGACUGGAAUUUGGUGGUGGGACUAGUGUCCAAUUGUGACGAGCGCAUUCUAGGCAUCAUGGAGUCUUUGGGCUUGCGGGUUGGCCCUUUGCGUUACGGCCACCUCUCUGUACUGCGUUCAAGGGGUGAUCAGGAACCUACGGGGCAGCUCCACGGGUCAGGUUCACAGAGAGAUGCAGUGGAAGCGCUAGAAGACGUGGCUUCCAGGCGACGCAAACAGACUGUAUUCCCGGUGCGCAGGUCUCCUAACCUGCCCGAUUCGGACGCGACCGCAAGUCUCCAUACAGCUACUACCCAGUCUCAAGCUCCUCGAUAUGACUUGGAUUUUACCUUGAUGUCUUAUGAUGUCGGGCACGAGAAACCCAAGCCCGAAAUUUUCGUUUCUGCUCAGGAAAUGGGUGAUCUGGUCCUUGAAUCGUCUCUUGGGAAGUCGUUUCAACCCACAUGGAUGUCGCCCAGUAGCGACCACAACAAUGGCGGAGUGGAUAUCAUAGACUCUAUGCGCACGAACAAGCCAUGGCUCGACUGGAUCAAGAUUAUGGUGGGUGACGACCCAAAAACCGACGCCGCCGGCGCUUUGUCCCAAUCAGCUGGUUUGUGGAACUGCUGUAUUCUGGACCCAGAGGGCAAACACAACCCUGCUGUUGAUGUUGGCAAGGAAUCAUCCCAGUUGAACCAACCGAUAAGCCGGCACGUUGCAGACAUCGACCAUCAGGGCAAACAUCGACUCCUGCAGGUUAUGGGUCAGAAUCAGCUAAGUUUCGACCGUCCAGAGGGAUUUCUGAUGCGCAUCGACAACGUCUGUGACCUCAUCAUGCGCAUUAAGCAUGGGAUGAAGCAAUCGCCGGAGGCUAUUCCCCAGUCUCUGCUUCAAAAGCAGAAUGAGUCUGUAUCUCACUGUGACAGCCAUUAA